AUUUACAAACAAAAGAUUAUUGUACGUCAGCGUCAUUCCUGUUCAUCGUGGUCUUUAUAUAAAGCUUUAAAGGGUAAACAACUUUAGUUUUUACAAAUCCUUCCAGAAAAAUGGCAGGUUUGGCAGAAAAGUAUGAUUAUGUGAUGAACGACCUGAGUGAUCCUCGGGUCAAGAAUUGGAUCGGUUUUUCGAGCCCUGCCAUGGUACUCAGCAUCAUUGCCUUAUACCUGUCCAGUAUUUACAUAUUUUUACCGGCCUACAUGAAAAAUCGCAAACCAUACGACCUCAAAAAUGUUAUUUAUUAUUACAAUAUUUUCCAAAUAGUGUCCUGUCUAGUCCUAAUCUACGGAGUUGCCACAUCUGGAUGGACUACCACGUACUCUUGGGGCUGCCAACCUGUCGACUACUCCAACAACCCCCAAGCAAUAAACAUGCUCCAUUGGUGCUAUUUCACAUUCGUCCUCAAAGGAAUUGAAUUGAUUGAAACAGUGUUAUUUAUCUUACGAAAGAAGUUUAAUCAAGUGUCUAAAUUGCACGUGUACCACCACGCUUCCACUUUCUUUCUGACUUGGAUAGGUACCAAAUACGUCGGAGGUGGCAUGAGCACUUUUCCAAUUAUGAUCAACUCGGUGAUACAUGUUUUCAUGUACACUUAUUACCUUCUGGCGAGUUUGGGACCGGAAUGGCAAAAAAAGAUGGCCAAGUGGAAACCGCGACUGACUAUUUUUCAAAUGGUCCAAUUUUGCGUUAUUAUAGCGCAUUCCUUGCAAAGUUUGCAUCCUGAGUGUGUAGUACCCAAACAAUUAUUGCUCAUUUAUGUUCCUAAUGUUCUACUAGUGUUUUACAUGUUCUGGCAAUUCUAUCAGGAAAGCUACACACCCAAGCAAAAGAACAAGUAGUCGAUUAGUAUUGCAUUGUGUGAUUGUGUUACCACCAAAUUAAUAAAAACGAUAUUUUUUGUAAA
Messenger RNA from Tribolium castaneum (red flour beetle), 964 nucleotides. Its product is annotated as very long chain fatty acid elongase AAEL008004. Gene Ontology annotation, cellular component: endoplasmic reticulum membrane. Bases 111 to 899 code for a protein of 262 amino acids. Gene Ontology annotation, biological process: fatty acid elongation, monounsaturated fatty acid; fatty acid elongation, polyunsaturated fatty acid; sphingolipid biosynthetic process. The record is from RefSeq and is a predicted model, not a curated record. Lineage: Eukaryota; Metazoa; Arthropoda; Insecta; Coleoptera; Tenebrionidae. The transcript is spliced from 3 exons. Gene Ontology annotation, molecular function: fatty acid elongase activity.